Molecule: messenger RNA, 1636 nt
Organism: Rhinichthys klamathensis goyatoka
Lineage: Eukaryota; Metazoa; Chordata; Actinopteri; Cypriniformes; Leuciscidae
Gene: prlhr2a
Product: prolactin releasing hormone receptor 2a
Exons: 3
Coding region: 125-1237 (370 amino acids)
Biological process (GO): G protein-coupled receptor signaling pathway
Cellular component (GO): neuron projection; plasma membrane
Molecular function (GO): neuropeptide Y receptor activity; neuropeptide binding
Source: RefSeq, a predicted model, not a curated record
UCCAUAGCGCAUCUGAGGAUAAAUGAGCGCGCGCGAGUCCGCACUUUGAGAAUCUGUGCAUCCACGAAGAAAACAACUAAACCGCAUCUCUGCUGCAAAAGGUCUCUGAAAGCAGUAUUCCAGGAUGGAUGGCAGUGGUGGUGAAUGCCUUAGCACUCCCGUGCCCUCGUCUUGCUUGGAAAACGUCACAAUGGAAAAUUCCAGCAUGGGUCAAAUCUACGAAGUCGUGCUGCAGUCGAUGAACACGACUAAGCGCAAUCCGCAGUUUGUUGGCGUGGAGCUCCUUCAGUCUUUUAAACCUCUCAUCAUCCCGUGCUAUGCUCUUGUGGUCCUGGUGGGAGUUUUCGGGAACUAUCUGCUGCUUUACGUCAUCUGCCACACCAAAAAAAUGCACAACGUCACCAACUUCUUCAUCGGUAACCUUGCAUUUUCCGACAUGCUGAUGUGUGCCACCUGUGUGCCCUUUACCCUGGCAUAUGCUUUUAAUCCUCGCGGGUGGGUUUUUGGAAGAUUCAUGUGCUACCUGGUGUUCCUCAUUCAGCCUGUGACGGUGUAUGUGUCAGUAUUCACAUUGACAGCCAUUGGAGUGGACAGAUACUACGCUACAGUUCAUCCACUGAAGAAGCGCAUAUCAGUUCUGGCCUGCACGUACCUUCUCUCUGGGAUCUGGCUUCUUUCAUGUGGUCUGGUAGCUCCUGCUGUGGCCCACACAUACCACGUGGAGUUCAAGGAUGAAGGUUUCACCAUCUGCGAGGAGUUCUGGAUGGGUCAGGGGAGGGAGCGACUAGCCUACGCUUACAGCACGCUCUUCAUCACCUACGUUCUUCCACUGUCCGCUCUUUGCAUCUCCUACUUGUGCAUUUCAGUGAAGCUUCGCAAUUGUGUGGUGCCGGGUCAUCGUACCCAGAGCCAAGCGGAAGCCCAGCAGGCUCGGAAGCGCAAGACGUUUCGCCUGGUGUCCUUGGUCGUCGCUGCUUUUGGGAUCUGCUGGCUGCCAAUAAGCGUCUUCAAUGUUCUUCGGGAUAUUGAUAUAGACUUGAUCGACAAGCGCUACUUCCUGUUGAUCCAGCUGUUGUGUCACUUGUGUGGAAUGAGUUCAUCUUGUUGUAACCCAUUUUUAUACGCAUGGCUGCAUGACCGUUUCAGGGCAGAAUUGCGGAAGAUGUUUACCUGUCAUAGACGGAUUGGCAUCGGGAUUCCUGCAAACAACUGUGCCACCGCUAGCGUGGUUCUCUGACAGAAAAUGAGCAGGUUGAGUUAGUUCAAAGACCAGCAAGGCUAGCAAAACACUGGGUUGCAAGCUUCUGGAAUGGAGAAAGUGUUCACAUCGUCCUCUGCCAUCUGCCAAGUUCCUCCAUGUGCAUCAUGUUCUAGAUGGACACAGAUGGUCCUUCUUGGAAGUACAAACCAUGUCUGCUGGUAAGAAAGCUGUUGGAUUAAGCCACGAGAUUUCACCAUACUGUCUGUGAUUUGGAUAUGGAUAACCCAAAAGGAAACAGGCUUUGGAUGUUGGUCUCAUCACAGAGAAUGGUCCCUAAAAAACUGCAACAGAAACAUUGAACUUCUGACACCCAACUUAAAAAAAGUGAAUGAAAUACAGAUUAUGAAGUAACGCCUUUUAGAUGGUUGGAAUAAU